Molecule: messenger RNA, 969 nt
Organism: Acanthosepion pharaonis
Lineage: Eukaryota; Metazoa; Mollusca; Cephalopoda; Sepiida; Sepiidae
Source: the annotation of a GenBank genome assembly
AUGCUCUUCCCAGAAUGCACUCCAUCAUGUGUUCAUACACUUGCAAGCAGUCUAUCUUCCAAACUUACGGAAGAUUCCCUGCUUCCUUACCAACCGUGUGCACAGUGCGUACCAUAUCUCUCUGGAUUAUCUGACCUCCCCGCCACCGUGCACAGUGUUCACAGCAUCCCUCUGGAUUCCCUAGCCCCCACUUCCCUUCACGUGUGCAACGCAUCCCUCUGGAUCCCCUACCCCCCCGUUCACGGUGUGCACUGCAUCCCGCUGGAUUCUCUAGCACCCUCCACCGUUCAAAAUUAUAAUAGAAGCCGUCUCCUCCUCUUCCUCCUCCUCCUCCUCCUCUUCCUCCUCCUCCUCUUCUUCCUCCUCCUCCUCCUCUUCUUCCUCUUCCUCAUCUUCUUCCUCUUCCUCCUCUUCUUCCUCUUCCUCCUCUUCUUCCUCUUCUUCCUCUUCUUCCUCUUCUUCCUCUUCUUCCUCUUCCUCCUCUUCUUCCUCUUCUUCCUCCUCCUCCUCUUCUUCUUCCCUUCCUCUUCUUCUUCUUCUUCUCUUCUUCCUCUUCCUCUUCUUCCUUCCUCCCUCUAUCUUCUUCCUCUUCUUCCUCUUCUUCCUCCUCCUCCUCCUCCUCCUCUUCUUUCUUCUUUCUUUCUUCUUCACCUUCUCCUUCACCCACACCACAAGAGACACAACGACACGAACGAGAAGAGACACAACGACACGAACGAGAAGAGACACAACGACACGAACGAGAAGAGACACAACGACACGAACGAGAAGAGACACAACGACACGAACGAGAAGAGACACAACGACACGAACGAGAAGAGACACAACGACACGAACGAGAGACACAAGACACGAACAGAACGACAACGACACGAACGAGAAGAGACACAACGACACGAACGAGAAGAGACACAACGACACGAACGAGAAGAGACACAACGACACGAACGAGAAGACACACAACGAUGA